GCUGAAAGGUUCUGUGAUGAGCAAAGAUGGCUGCGCCCAUGUAAUACCGGAGGCAGCUUGACCUUUCUCUUUCCUUUUUGUCACUUGGCCCCUGUAGUGGCAGGCUGGGCACCAGGACCAUGCUGGGCCGGACCCUCCGAGAAGUUUCGGCGGCACUGAAACAAGGCCAAAUUACUCCAACUGAACUCUGUCAAAAAUGUCUCACCCUUAUCAAGAAGACCAAGUUUCUAAAUGCAUACAUUACUGUAUCAGAAGAGGUGGCCUUAAAGCAAGCUGAAGAAUCAGAGGAAAGGUAUAAGAAAGGUCAUUCACUGGGGGAGUUAGACGGGAUUCCUUUUGCGGUAAAAGACAACUUCAGUACGUGUGGCAUUGAGACCAGCUGUGCAUCAAACAUGCUGAAAGGUUAUAUUCCACCUUAUAAUGCCACAGUAGUUCAGAAGUUGUUAGAUCAGGGAGCUCUGCUAAUGGGAAAAACAAACUUAGAUGAGUUUGCUAUGGGGUCUGGGAGCACAGAUGGUAUAUUCGGACCAGUUAAAAACCCGUGGAGUUAUUCAAAACAGUACAGAGAAAAGAGAAAGCAGAAGCCCCGUGGUGAGACUGAGGAUUCAAAUUGGCUUAUAACAGGAGGAAGCUCAGGAGGGAGCGCGGCAGCUGUAUCAGCAUUCACGUGCUUUGCGGCUUUAGGAUCAGAUACAGGAGGAUCGACCAGAAACCCAGCUGCCCACUGUGGGGUUGUUGGUUUGAAACCAAGCUACGGCCUAGUCUCUCGUCAUGGUCUCAUUCCCCUGGUAAACUCAAUGGAUGUGCCUGGAAUCUUAACCAGAUGCGUGGAUGAUGCAGCCGUUGUGCUGGGUGUACUGGCUGGGCACGACUGCAGAGACUCCACCACUGUACAAGAUCCUGUUAAACCACUGAUGCUGCCCAGCUUGACGGAUGUGAGCAAACUCUGCAUAGGAAUUCCGAAGGAAUAUCUUGUACCAGAAUUAUCAAGUGAAGUACAAUCUCUCUGGUCCAAAGCUGCUAAACUCUUUGAGUCUGAGGGGGCCAAAGUAAUCGAAGUGUCCCUGCCCCACACCAGGUAUUCAAUUGUCUGCUACCAUGUGUUGUGUACAUCAGAAGUGGCAUCGAACAUGGCAAGAUUUGACGGGCUAGAAUAUGGUCACAGAUGUGACAUUAAUGUGUCAACUGAAGCCAUGUAUGCUGCAACCAGGCGAGAGGGCUUUAACGAUGUGGUGAGAGGGAGAAUUCUCUCAGGAAACUUUUUCUUAUUAAAAGAAAACUAUGAGAACUACUUCGUCAAAGCACAGAAAGUGAGACGACUCAUUGCUAAUGACUUUGUGAAUGUUUUUAACUCUGGAGUGGAUGUCUUGCUCACUCCCACCACCCUGAGUGAGGCAGUGCCGUACACGGAGUUCAUCAAAGAGGACAACAGAACCCGAAGUGCCCAGGAUGACAUUUUUACACAGGCCGUAAACUUGGCAGGAUUGCCAGCAGUGAGUGUCCCUAUGGCCCUCUCAAACCAAGGGUUGCCAAUAGGACUACAGUUUAUUGGACGUGCAUUUUGUGACCAGCAGCUUCUUACAGUUGCCAAAUGGUUUGAAAAACAAGUACAAUUUCCUGUUAUUCAACUUCAAGAAAUAAUGGAUGAUUGUUCAUCAGUCUUUGAAAAUGAAGAGUUAGCUUCUGUUUUUCUAAAACAGUAGUGAUAAAUAUAUCAUGCAAAUUAAAAUGACAUAAAGAUUUUAUAUUCUAUAGAAGUCAAGUAUCUUGCUAAGUUCUUGUAACUUGGUUCAUUGUCAACAUAAUCAUUCCUUGGAAUCACUUUUUAAAAUUCUUGUGAUAUAGUUAAUUAUAAAUAACUUGCCAGCAUUUAUUAAGCAUCUGCUAAGCACCAAGUAUUGGAUUUCUACCAUAGCACAAGACACAUGUUCCCGAAAAACUAUGCAUUUUGCAAAAAUGUUCACUAAAAAGAACAGAGCUAAAGAAGACACACCCAAAGAGGCCGAAACUAAGACACACCGUAAUUAAAACGCAAAAGGUUAAAGACAGAGAAUCUUAAAAGCAGCAAAAGAAAAGCAGUUAGUUACCUACAAUGGAUCCUCCAUAAGACUGUCAGCUGAUUUCUUAAAAAAAAACUUUGCAGGCUAAAAGGGACUGGCAGGAAA
Messenger RNA from Artibeus jamaicensis (Jamaican fruit-eating bat), 2165 nucleotides. It is a transcript of the gene QRSL1, whose product is annotated as glutaminyl-tRNA amidotransferase subunit QRSL1. The record is from RefSeq and is a predicted model, not a curated record. Bases 120 to 1703 code for a protein of 527 amino acids. Gene Ontology annotation, molecular function: glutaminyl-tRNA synthase (glutamine-hydrolyzing) activity. The transcript is spliced from 11 exons. Gene Ontology annotation, cellular component: glutamyl-tRNA(Gln) amidotransferase complex; mitochondrion. Gene Ontology annotation, biological process: mitochondrial translation; glutaminyl-tRNAGln biosynthesis via transamidation. NCBI's taxonomy places the organism in Eukaryota, Metazoa, Chordata, Mammalia, Chiroptera, Phyllostomidae.